Dinoponera quadriceps is the source of this 1426-nucleotide messenger RNA. Its product is annotated as poly(ADP-ribose) glycohydrolase ARH3-like. The transcript has 7 exons. Bases 300 to 1361 code for a protein of 353 amino acids. The record is from RefSeq and is a predicted model, not a curated record. Gene Ontology annotation, cellular component: nucleus; mitochondrion. NCBI's taxonomy places the organism in Eukaryota, Metazoa, Arthropoda, Insecta, Hymenoptera, Formicidae.
CAAAUUUAGCGUGAGAGACAUCAGUGUUGAUUCAACCAUGGUCCAAGUCGCUGCAAUGAUCGCUGGUUUCUCAACAUUCUUGUCAAUCGCAACCUGAAAGAUUCGCUUCAAGUACAGAAGAAUUUCGUAUAAGAAGAACGAUUGUUGUCAGUCGGACGUGCAUUAUUGGCCUGUUCUUUUUAGUUGAAUUGACUGCACUAGUUCAAGAAAUUUAUGCACACUGAGAAUCUCUUGCACACGAGCGAAACGCAACGUCUUUACGUUCGCAAAACAUUUCUAGGUUAAAUUCUCACACGACGAUGAUGAGGAUGGAGUUGGCUUUGUUGAAAAGUAAAUUUCGCGGUUCGAUGCUGGGUGUUUUGGUCGGCGAUUGCGUCGGAAGCCCAUACGAAGGCGAUGAAACCUUGACGCCCGGCAUGAAAACCGUUCUACAACAGUCUUUUGACAAAUUGGAAGGAAUAGAGUUCAAAGCGCCUGUUAUGCAGUUUACAGAUGACUCGGCAAUGACACGGUCUUUAGCUGAGUCAUUAGUCGAGAGGAAAUCUCUGGAUGUUGUUGAUAUAGCAAGGCGAUUUGUGAAAAGUUACUAUCAAGAACCCAAUCGUGGUUAUGGCGCCAGUGUUGUAACUGUAUUUCAGAAAUUACGCGCUAACAAAUUAAAGGAUACACUCGGUCCAGCGAAAGAUCAAUAUAAUGGUUUAGGUUCCUUUGGCAACGGUGGCGCAAUGAGAAUUGCCCCUCUAUCUUUAUUCUGUUACAACGAUCAUGAUAAACUCAUAGAUUAUGCUAAGAAAGAAACCGAAAUUACACAUACGCACAAGUGGGGAAUAAAUGGUGCUAUUUUACAAGCUUUAGCAGUUCAACAAAGUCUAAUCUUAAAUCCCAGCGAAGAAUUAAAUGCUUCCAGUUUCGUCGACGACCUGAUUGAGAAAAUGGAUAAAAUCGAAGAUGAUCGAACAGAAGAUUAUUUUGAAUUAGACGAGGAGCGUUAUAAAGACCGACUAUGCGCUAUAAAGGAAUUAAUUUCUAUGGAUGGUGAUGGCCCGCAUGACGAAAAGGUAGUGCAGACAUUGGGUGUUGGCCUCAACGCUUUGUACUCGGUUCCUACCGCAAUUUUUUGUUUCUUGCGAGCACAAAAACCUAUAAAAGGUAUAAAAACUGACAAUCCCCUCAGAAGAGCAAUUCAAUAUGCUAUUACUCUAGGCGGUGAUACAGACACAAUUGCUGGUAUGACUGGUGCGAUAGCGGGUGCUUUCUACGGCGAAGAGAAAUUCAGCCCGCUGCUCUUGAAACAUUGCGAAUCGUCGAUACAGUUUCGCGAAUUGGCCGACAAAUUGCUGAAUGUGGUUACGCAAGCAUAGUUACUUAAAUUUCACCGCAUUUGUAAUUAUUGUAACGUAUAUUAAAGUUAGCGGUUAAUUAAUAA